Molecule: messenger RNA, 339 nt
Organism: Symbiodinium sp. CCMP2592
Lineage: Eukaryota; Dinophyceae; Suessiales; Symbiodiniaceae
Source: the annotation of a GenBank genome assembly
AUGGCCACGCUCGGACAAGGUGUUGAUGCUAUCGAAAGACGAUCGCUGGGGGUGUCCCAGCAGCCGGUUCCUGUCCAGCUUCAAAGUUCAAAAAGGUGUACGCUCUGCCCAGCCUGGGUCCCCUCGGAUUCGCGGCUGGCCUGGCACCAGGAUCAGCAGAUCAAGAUCUCCGUGAAGAGGUGGCAGCAGCUGAAACAUCCUUACCGAGCGCAGUCAUCACGCCGGUGCCUCUUGAGCCAUAACGGCCAUAACGCAGGUGUGCAGCCAUGGCAGGAUUCCCCACACACUUUUCCGAAUCUUCAGCUGUUCUUCAUUGUGAAUCCUCCGAGAGUCGCGUAA